AUGACAGGUGGACCUCUGCACGUGUCAGCAGUGCAGCACGUCGCGGAACCAGCUUCCACAAACAUCCCGAUAUCAAAAGCCACAUGGGAAGGGACGACCCCCAGCAAUUACCGUCAGCCCAGCAGCGACCACAGGUGGACUCCUGCUGCAGCUUCACAGCCAAAUGUUGCCCGACACAGUCCACCUCCUGAUGAUGCAGCCGUCUCCCGCUUCUGCAUGCCUGCAGCCACAUGGAGCGAGACGACUCCCGGCACUUGCCGUCAAUCCAGCAGCGGCCACAGCUGGACUCCUGCUGCAGCUUCACAGCCAAAUGUUGCCCGUCACAGUCCACCACUUGAUGCUGCGUCCGUCUCUCACUUCUGGACCCUUUCUGGAGAGGAGAAAGGAAGGAGGCUGAUAGAGGCAGCUAAGGAGGGGGCGCUAGAGAAGCUGCAUGCGUUACUGGCGGCAGGAGCGAACACAGGAGAGAGGGGCAGGGACAGCUGGACGGCCCUGCACUGGGCAGCAUACAGGGGGCACCUAAAGGCGGUGAGCUGUCUGGUGGGAGCCGGUGCAGAGGUGGACGUCAGGACCAGCUGGAACUACACACCUCUGCACUGGGCCGCUUACCACGGCCACGCAGAUGUGGUGUGGCGGCUGCUGGCAGCCUCCGCCGACCCCAACGCUAGGGGUGAAUCGGGGUGGACGCCACUCCACGGGGCUGCAAUCAAUGGUCACACACAAGCGGCGGCUGCGCUGCUGAAGGUGGGGGCCGACAGGGGAGUCAGGGACGACGGGGGAAGGACCCCCCUGGACCUCGCCAGGCAGAACAAUAAGCAGCAGCUGGUGGAGAUGCUAAUGCAACACUGA
This is a messenger RNA of Schistocerca piceifrons (Central American locust), 849 nucleotides long. RefSeq names its product ankyrin repeat and protein kinase domain-containing protein 1-like. The record is from RefSeq and is a predicted model, not a curated record. Lineage: Eukaryota; Metazoa; Arthropoda; Insecta; Orthoptera; Acrididae. The transcript has 4 exons. Bases 1 to 849 code for a protein of 282 amino acids. Gene Ontology annotation, molecular function: protein binding.